This is a messenger RNA of Trichoplax adhaerens, 1017 nucleotides long. RefSeq lists its product as uncharacterized. Gene Ontology annotation, biological process: G protein-coupled receptor signaling pathway. Lineage: Eukaryota; Metazoa; Placozoa; Uniplacotomia; Trichoplacea; Trichoplacidae. The transcript has 2 exons. The record is from RefSeq and is a predicted model, not a curated record. Gene Ontology annotation, molecular function: peptide binding; neuropeptide Y receptor activity. Gene Ontology annotation, cellular component: membrane. Bases 1 to 1017 code for a protein of 338 amino acids.
AUGGAUAAUAAUAGUUCGACUACCUUGAUCGAUCUUGGCCCAUCUCAUACUGUCCGGAUUAUUCUCAUUACUAUCGCUGCUAUCAUAUUUAUGGUAUCCUUAGUGGGUAAUAUUAUGGUCUGCUUGGCAGUUCUUUACAACAAAUCUAGCACCAAAUGCACCAAUAUCUUUCUCCUAAAUUUAGCUAUCUCAGACUUACUUAUUACCAUUAGUAUUCCAUUUGCAGUGACAACAGAUGUCUUGGGUAUCUUUAUAUUUGGUGAUGUAAUGUGUAAAUUGGUUUUUUCUGUCAGAAAUUGUGGCAUAGCAAUAUCGUCGCUAACUUUAGUGAUUGUUGCAUUCGAUCGUUAUUAUGCAGUUUAUUACGCUGCUAACCAACUUCAACGAAAAGUGGCUGUAAUUGUAUUACUUGUGUUAUGGUUUAUUUCAUGUGUAGCUGUUAUUCCACAAGUUAUCGGCUUAAGGGUUGAAUUUUAUGAAAAUAUUGGUUACAUCUGUCGAGAGUACUAUUUGCCAGAAUUUCGUAUUAAUGAGCUGGCUUACACGGUGUCAUUAAUCGGGCUCUUUUUCCUCUCACCGUUUUUGGUGAUCGUCAUUUUGCACUCACUGAUCGUUCAAAAACUAUGGCGUACCAGAAGGAGGCUGUCUAGUAACACCCCACCAUCAAAAUCACCACCUCGAAGUUACCAACAAGUAUACAUUAUGCUAUUUACCGUUACCAUGGCCUUUUUUUGGACACUACUUCCAACUUAUACUUUACAACUGUUGUUAUCAUUAAAUGUUAUUGAUGGGCCAACAAUAACAGUUUACACUGCAUAUUAUAUUACUACGUGGUUGGGUUAUUCUCAUGUCAUGUGGAACCCGAUCAUUUAUGGCUUAUUGAACAAAAAAAUGAGGAAGGACAUGGCUAGCAUAUUCAGACAUUCGACUACUAUGUCUGUUCUCGGAUCAGGAAAGCGCAUUGACUCUUCCAUAGAUGAUCUUCAGCAUCAAAACAAGGUGUUUGUUAAACCUUGA